AUGGAACACGAAACCGGCGACGCCUACAUCCGGCGCAUGGCAACCUUCGUGCGCACCAACGAGGCUCGCCUAGCAGAAGGUGGCCCUCCGCGCCGACGACGACCCAGAUCAUCAACAGCGACCAACGGUGCGAUGUACAACCCCGCAUCCUGGUUCUCCGGCGCGACAUCCGCACCCGCCGACAACCGCCCGAAACCGCUUACCUUUUCCAUCGACACGCACCACCUAUUCUACCUCCUCAUCCGAAUGGAAGCGCUCGGCUUACCGGUGGGCUCGCUGGACGUACGAGUGGAGAACGCGAGCAGACCGAUGAGCUAUGUCGGCAUACCAACUACCUCAACGGACUCGGACGUGCUCUCGCUCACGAGCAUCCGGACGUCCCUCUCAGCCGUCUCGCGCCUCUCGCUCGGCGCACCCUUCUGGGGACGCACUCCACCGAAGAGCGUCGACGACGAGCUCAAGUACCUCUACAGCGCCUUCACCAAGCUCCCCGCUCUCAGCUUGAAACCGGCUGGGCCGAAAGUGAUCGCGGAGCUGGCGAAUGAGGCGCCGAAUACGAAUGCCCUGCCGCUUGACGUCUUCAAGAACGUACAAAUACUCGAGAUCACGGAUAUCGACCCUCGUACGCUGCUGGGAUGGGAUCGGCUGGCGGACACGCUCUGGAGUUUGUCGAUCAAGAGGAGCGGAUUGGACGACAUCUCGGAUCUGUUUAUCGGGGCCGUAUUGGAUGACGCGGCGCGUCGUGCGGGGGAGAAGCCGCAGAGGAGGCGACGGACGAUGCAUGGGCCUUCGCGGCAAUCGUCUUUCCACUCGACGCGAAUACCCGACGCAAUCGAUGAAAGCGCCGAGGAUGCGCCGACGCCUACCGUCGAGCGCUCGCCACAACCUCUCUCAGAUGAUCCGACCACACCGACGGCAGUUCGCUCGCCUUCACCGCUCGACAGCCCUUCUUCACCCGACGAGCCGGAGCUUCCGCCAGGCAAAUGGGCUUACAUGCGCCGACUAAGCCUAUCCGACAACGCCCUCACAUUCCUCCCAACUGCUCCCCUCCGCUACUUCACUUCUCUAUCCUACCUCGACCUCUCAUCCAACCUCCUCGUAUCCGUCCCCGACGGCCUCGCAGUCCUCUACAACCUCACCACCCUCGACCUCUCCGACAACAUGAUUGACUCUGUACUAGGAAUUUACAAACGCCUGGGCUCCAUCACCACCCUCUACCUCGCGCAUAAUCGAUUGGACUCUCUAUGCGGCCUCGAGCGCCUCAUGGCUCUUGAGCGCGUGGACGUACGUUCGAAUAUCCUCGACGAUUCCGCCGAGGCAGGCCGUCUCGCUCCUCUUCCUUAUAUCCGCGACGUGAGCGUGUCAGGGAACCCCUUCGCCGAAUACGAGCCCGACUUUAGGAUCAAAGUGUUCGACCACUUCUGGCGCGAAGGGCACGAGAUCAAUCUCGAUGGGUCACCGGCGGGAUUCUACGAGCGCCGGGCGCGCGCCGAGGCGCCUUCGGCACAGAUGAGCUCGUCGCGCCCGGCAUCGACUGCGCCUGCUGCGCCCAGUCCACCAGUUGUAGCUGUGGGCAGCCCGCCGCCUGCAGGUGCGGUAGGAAGUCCGCCGAGCUCGAGUGGGCCCAGUCCUGCGCUUGUGGCGACGAAGCACAAGAAGCGCAAGCCCAAACGGAUCGUCGAUCUCGACGCAGGCGCACCAGCGCCUUCACCACCUACUGCACCCUCGCCUGCGCCCGUAGCCUCUCGGAGUCCACCACUCACGAGACCACCGACCAAGCAUCGACGCUCAGCGACGGAUACCGUCUCCGAUCUACCCUCGACCACAGAAACGCUCGGACGCGCUACGACGAAACGGAAGAGCCGUGCCGCGCGCGUGAGCGCAAGCGUGUUUGAACCGCCUCCAGUAGGGAGUCCCGAAGCUGCGAGGGAGAGGGAUGAACAUAGGGAUGCGGAGGCGUUCAGAGCGAGGAUUGAGGCGCUCAGAAGUGACGUUGGUGAGGGGUGGCUGAAGAUGUUUGCGGAGGGCCAGGUUGUGGGGCCUGCUGUCAGUGGGUCAUAG
Messenger RNA from Peniophora sp. CBMAI 1063, 2061 nucleotides. NCBI's taxonomy places the organism in Eukaryota, Fungi, Basidiomycota, Agaricomycetes, Russulales, Peniophoraceae. The record is from the annotation of a GenBank genome assembly.